GCAACUGCUCCAGUUUACAUGCUGCGGGCAGUUUUACACGGACUGUAAGGAGGGUCGCCACGGCCUUCAGUCUCUGAAGACGAUGUUCCUUUAUUUAUGCAAGUAAAAUCACGGUUCCUGGCUGGAACUCACAGAAAAAAAAAAAAAAAGAAGAAGAAGAAGAAGAAAAGAAAAGAAAGAAAAGCUUGGCUGACAGAACGGCGGAGCCAAUCCCCGGGAGCAGCGAGUUCUCGCGAAACGGUGACGUCACCAACAGAGUCGCUCGCGAGACAGGCGGCUUGGUGGCGCGAGCGGCCGCUACCGUAGGCGGCUUCUGUGAGGAAAACAAACGUUACCUCACCUGUGGCUUGUUACCAGAAUGAGCGGCCCGGAUGGGGUCGAGAAGACCCCUGUCUCCGAAGCCUGCGGCCUCGCUAUUCCCGACCGUGGCCCGGAAGACCCGGACCGACUCCAGUGCGGGAGCCUCCGCGCGGAACCUCCGGCGACACAGGUGACCGCGGAGGCGGGUGAGGGCAGCUCGGAGGCAGUCGCGCUCCCACGGUCCCCGCGUUCAGAGGAGGGGCGCGUACCCCGGGAUCCCGCGGGCUGUGGCCCUGCUCCCCAGAUCCCAGUCGAUGGGGGCCGCGGUGUGGUGAGGCUUGAGGCCGGUCUGGGAGAGGCCCCGCCUUCUUCGGAGAGCCUGGAAGCAACCUCGGUGUUGGUGCAAACCGACAGCCGCCUGGAAAAUGACUCUCAGAGUGGGGAAGAAGCCCUAGAAACCCGUGGCUCAGAGAGGUCGGUGCCUGCAGGUAUGGCGCCGGGGAAGGCUGAGGAAGCAAAGGCGGAAAAGUGCGCCAUCUUCUCAGUAGCAGUGGUUGAGGAAGGGGCUGAGGUGGCAGCGAAGGAAAAGGAGAUCAUGGAGGAGGUUAUGGAGGUGGAGGAAAAGGCAGUAGGUGAAGAAAAAGAAGUGAUGGAAGAAGUUGUAGAGGAGGAGAAGGAGGAGGCAGGGCCCUGGCGUCUCAAUAUGGAUCUCCGUAUGAACCCUUUGGAGGCUAUCCAGCUGGAACUGGACACUGUGAAUGCUCAGGCUGAUAGGGCCUUCCAGCAGCUGGAGCACAAAUUUGGGCGUAUGCGGAGACACUACCUGGAGCGGAGAAACUACAUCAUUCAGAAUAUCCCGGGCUUCUGGAUGACUGCCUUUCGGAACCACCCCCAGUUGUCCGCCAUGAUUAGGGGCCAAGAUGCAGAGAUGUUAAGGUACAUAACCAAUUUGGAGGUGAAGGAACUCAGACACCCUAGGACUGGCUGCAAGUUCAAGUUCUUCUUUCGAAGAAACCCCUAUUUCAGAAACAAGCUGAUUGUGAAGGAAUAUGAGGUCAGAUCCUCUGGCCGGGUGGUAUCUCUUUCCACUCCAAUUAUAUGGCGCAGGGGACAUGAACCCCAGUCCUUCAUUCGCAGAAACCAAGACCUCAUCUGCAGUUUCUUCACCUGGUUUUCAGACCAUAGCCUUCCAGAGUCUGACAGAAUUGCUGAGAUUAUCAAAGAGGACCUAUGGCCAAAUCCACUACAAUACUACUUGUCACGUGAAGGAGUCCGUAGAGCCAGACGUCGCCCAAUAAGGGAACCGGUAGAAAUCCCCAGGCCCUUUGGGUUCCAGUCUGGGUAACCAUUGCCUCUGGGUAAACUUCUGCACAAGGACCCCUUAACCUCUUCUGGACUUGUUCUUGUGCAACAGCAACUGGUAUGGCUUCUACCCUUUUUUUUGUUUUUUAAACUUUUCUGCUUCUUUUUGGAUAUUCAGUUCUUUCAACCUCAAAAUUCCAGAUUGAGACUUGUCACUGGCACGUUUCUCCACUUGCAUAUGACCUUUUCACUGUUUUUGCAUUAAUAGCAUAUGCUGCAUGACCAUGGUUUACACCACUUCUAAAUCAAGCAAAUGAUACAGUAGAUUGCGCUGUCUUUAUCUUCACCACUUGGAUCCUGCUUAUUCCCAGGGCCUCUUCUGUUUCGAUCGUCUGGAUUUCUCGCCUUUUCGAGGCUCUCAUUUUACCCACUUUACUCUCCUUCCAGCAGUAUAGACACUUGGUUUAUGGACACUUACUAGGCGUUAAUGAUGACUGUGGAGAGCAGCAGUGGGCACUCAUUCUUUAUGAUUUAUACUGCUUUAUUAUGGUGCCUGACCUUGUUGCCUGUUGCUGCCUCCUAGUAGCUAUGCCUACCCUCCUUGGCUACUGCCAAGGUUUCUCUUUGCCCUUUUUCUCCUCUCUCUUUAAAAUAAAUACAACAAAACAGUGAUAAUUAAGAAACAUGUAUAAAAAUCGCUUUUUAAUUUAUUUGGGGUCUGUCAUUUCAGUAGAUUGUUAAAGCUCUUAUUGUCCUCUGCUCUCUUCCCAGCUCCCCAGCCCUUUUAGUAAUUUCUGCAAGGCUUAAAGGGAGUCAGAACUACAGGGAAUGAAAGGUAAGAUCUAGUUGAUCGUGGAUGGAAGAACUAGAGAGAUUGCAUGGGCACUCUCAGCUGGGGAAACUGAACAGAAGACUAGAGGCAGAAAUGAGCUAGGUAAAUCCUCAGACAAGAAUGAAGAUUGGAUUGAGGAUGAAGAUUGGGCUGAUAGAGCCUUCAAGGAAAGAGUACUUAAUCUGUCAGAGGUGAUAGGAGGAGAUUGUAACAGAAGAAUUGAAAGGGGUUAGAGUGUUAAAUCUAUUGCCUAGAUGAGGGUUCUUUAAAGAACCCAAACAAACUUUAGGUGUUCUUGUUUUAAUGUGACUUAAUUUAUGUGAAAGAGAUGCUGUGCCCCUAUUUCACUAGUAAUUAGUAAAAUCUUGUUAUUUUUUUAUUCAUACUGGGAAAAUCAAACUGCAGUAUUUAUUUUGCUUUCAGUUGGGAAUAUUUGGAAGAAUAACAUCUUUAUAGAGACUUAGUUGAAUAUUUGCAACAGUUUUCAGUUUGUUCUUGUUUUUAUUCAACUAUAUUCUUAGAAAUGUAGUUUAAAUAACUUAGUCUUUGUCAAACCUGUCAAUUGUUAUUUUCAUCUAAAAAACCUAUUAAAAGUGGUGUCUCUGUUACCUUAAUUUGAUCAUUUGAACUGUUAAGCAACUUAAAUUGCUUAAAUUCUUGUGAUAUUGCUCUGUCAAAUUGGAAGUAUACUAUUGGUGUAUUUGUCUGUUGUUUAUGCAUAAUGGUAAAAUAAAAGCAUGUUACUCUGCAA
Messenger RNA from Tupaia belangeri chinensis (Chinese tree shrew), 3185 nucleotides. RefSeq names its product TSPY like 1 (gene TSPYL1). The record is from RefSeq and is a predicted model, not a curated record. The transcript has a single exon. Bases 359 to 1645 code for a protein of 428 amino acids. Gene Ontology annotation, biological process: nucleosome assembly. Lineage: Eukaryota; Metazoa; Chordata; Mammalia; Scandentia; Tupaiidae. Gene Ontology annotation, cellular component: nucleus.